GUGUACGUGGGCUUCAUUCCGCACCACACCACGGAGCACGAGCUGCGGCAGCUCUUCUCGACAUGCGGCGAGGUGGCGGACUGCUCCAUCAUCACCGACCGCCAUACAGGCGCAAGCCGCGGCUUUGGCUUUGUCAAAUAUGCGACGGACGAGCAGGCGCUGGUGGCCAUCGAGCGGCUCCACAACUACGUGCUGGGGGGCCGGCGACUGGUGGUCAGGGCCAAGGGAGCGCAGCGGCCAGGACCGGGGAUACCUGGCGGACCGCAGCCGCCGGGUGGCGGCGGGAGGUGUGGGGGGAGGGAUGGAUGCGGGAGGGGCCGUCGCGAAGGCGGCGGCGGAAUCCGCAGCGGCGGUGGCAGCCGCUGCGGCGGC
Messenger RNA from Volvox carteri f. nagariensis, 372 nucleotides. RefSeq lists its product as uncharacterized. The transcript is spliced from 3 exons. NCBI's taxonomy places the organism in Eukaryota, Viridiplantae, Chlorophyta, Chlorophyceae, Chlamydomonadales, Volvocaceae. The record is from RefSeq and is a predicted model, not a curated record. The annotation marks the transcript as partial. Gene Ontology annotation, molecular function: RNA binding.